This is a messenger RNA of Odobenus rosmarus divergens (Pacific walrus), 776 nucleotides long. RefSeq names its product CKLF-like MARVEL transmembrane domain containing 7 (gene CMTM7). Lineage: Eukaryota; Metazoa; Chordata; Mammalia; Carnivora; Odobenidae. The record is from RefSeq and is a predicted model, not a curated record. Bases 1 to 522 code for a protein of 173 amino acids. Gene Ontology annotation, cellular component: membrane. The transcript is spliced from 6 exons.
AUGUCGCACGGAGCCGGGCUCGUCCGCACCACGUGCAGCAGCGGCGGCGGACCGGGGGCCGGCGCGGGGCAGCCGGGCGCGAGGCCCUCGGAGGGGCUGCUGGACCCCAUCUACCCCCGCACGUACUCGGCCCUGCUGAAAGUGGCGCAGAUGGUCACGCUGCUGAUCGCCUUCAUCUGCGUCAGGAGUUCUGUGUGGAUCAGCUACAGUGCCUACAGCUACUUUGAAGUGGUCACCAUUUGCAACUUGAUAAUGAUCCUCGCCUUUUAUCUGGUGCACCUCUUCCGCCUCUACCGCUUGCUCACCUGCAUCAGCUGGCCACUGUCGGAACUUCUGCACUAUUUAAUCGCUACCCUGCUCCUCCUAAUCGCCUCCAUUGUGGCAGCCUCCAAGAGUUACAGCCAGAGCGGACUGGUAGCUGGAGCGAUCUUCGGUUUCGUGGCCACCUUCCUCUGCCUGGCGAGCAUCUGGAUGUCCUACAAGAUCUCGUGUGUGACCCAGUCAGCAGAUGCAGCUGUGUGAUGCCAGCCCAGGCCCGGCCCCGCGGGAGGCCCUGCGGACAGGAGGGGGAGUGAAGCUGCCUUAAGUCCUCUUAUAGAAACCAAGCCAUCUCCUAAUUUAUCUAGCUUGGAAAGCCUCUCUCUGGAGAGACUCUCUUCCUUAAGUGAGGCGUGUCUGCAGAAGCACUCUGUGGUCAGCCUGUCCCCAGAUAGGAGAUCCCGGCUCCUUUCGGGCCUCAGCCUUAAUUCCCAUUGUGUGUGCGUCUGUGUGUGUGU